AAAAUAAAAUUCAUUGACAAUUGUAUUGUGGUUGACGACGACAAAAUAAAGAGUCGAUAGCAAUGGCAUAGUUUUCAAAUUUCAGCUCUGAAGUUCAUAGAGUUUGUUGUUCAUCAUCUAUCCCUUCCUCUGGAGUUUCCGUGCCGAGAUUUGAGAUUCCAUGGCGAUCUCAAAGCUCGCCAUUCUAUCACUUUUUCUAGCCCUAGUCUUCACGCAGCUCCGCGCCGAUGAAUCGCUUGAUUUAGAGGCGGAACAUAUAGUUGAAGUCGUUAGAUCGGAUGAUUCUGAGUUUUCUGAUUUGAAGCUUGAAUUGGACCAGCUCAAGUUCAAGAUCCAAAAGCUUGAAUCCGACCUUGAUGUAAAAAACCAAGAAUUGAAGAGAAAGGACGAGGUAAUAGCUCAGAAGGAAAAAAUCAUCAGUGCCAAGCUAGAUAGCAUUUCGUUGCUUGAAAGUGAGAUUGCUUCUCUUCAGAAAAAGGGGAAAUUAGAUGCUGAGGAGCAGGUUGGAAAGGCAUAUUCACGUGCUCAUGAAUUAGAAAGACAGGUUGAUGAUCUCAAAAGGCAAUUGGAGAUGCUGAAUGGGGAGAAAGAAUCCUGGGAAACUGUAGCAAAUGAAGCUGAGAAGAAAACACUUGAAGCCAGUUUAAGAUUAGAGAGUCUCCAGAAGAUUCACGAAGAACAGAAGAGUAAAAUUCGUGUGACUGAACGGGCUCUUGAAGUCUCCAAGGAAGAGAUGAGGAAGGCAAAGUUUGAGGCAGCUUCAAAAAUUAAAGAGUUGACAGAGGUUCAUGGUGCGUGGCUCCCACCUUGGCUUGCUUCACAUUAUGACCAGUUUCAGUCUUUGAUCAGAACACAUUGGAAUGAGCAUGCAAAACCUGCAAUUGAUGUAGUAAUUCAAAAGGCUUCAGAUAAGACGGCACAAGCAGCAAAAUGGGCCGAACCCCAUGUCAAAACAGUGAAAAUAAAAUAUAUCCCGGUCGUGAAGGAAAGAUGGUUGGUAGUAAAAACAAAUGUUAAACCACAUAUCGAGACAUUAACUGCAAAAACUGUAGAAUUUUAUCAAACAUCAAAGAGUGUGAUAACUCCUUAUGCAGUUAAAUCUAAAGAAGCUAUUCGUCCGUACUAUCUGGAAGUUAAGAAAUUCAGCAAGCCAUAUAUUGAUCAAGUUGCUACCGUUACGAAACCCCACGUAGAAAAGGUUAGGGUGGUCCUGAAGCCCUAUACAAAGAAAUUAGUUCGUGGAUAUGGAAAAUUUCUAAAAUCUGCGGCUGUAUAUCAUCAUAAGGUUCAAGGUGCCGUUAAAGAGACUCUCAAUAAACAUGAAUUGACCAAGCCACUCGCGACUAGAGAGUUGGAAUGGUUUGCGGCUUCUGCUAUAUUGGCUCUUCCUAUUAUUUUUCUGUUCAAUAUGAUCUCUGCCCUUUUCUGGAAGAAAACAAAGAAACCUACUCGAAACACCGUCCACAAUGCACGUCGUAAGGGUAAAAGAGCGCAUUCUGACAAAUAGAGUAUGAUGUUACUUGUCAAGCUCUUGUGAGAUCAUUUUGAGUUCACACGGAAGCCUUCGUGGUUAUUGAGUGUCCUCUUGGCCAUAAACUAAUAUUUAAAUUUUUGUUCUUUUGAAAAGUCCUGCAGCUUCAUAUUCUUUCAUCUUUUGUGAUAGCAUUUUAGUCCCAUUGUUAUGUUACUCCAUUAUAAUUAAAUCAGGAGAUAGUCAAAGCCUAUAGUCCCAUACAAGUUAAUGUAAAAUAGGAUGUUGCUUUAAUUUGAUUCGAGUCAGCUGUUUGCAUUGUUCCUCCCAACUACCAACAACUCCUUAGAUUACACUCAUGUAACAUUAUUUCUCUAUAAGAAAGUUGCACUUUUAUCUUA
This is a messenger RNA of Cucumis melo (muskmelon), 1872 nucleotides long. RefSeq lists its product as uncharacterized. The transcript has 15 exons. Lineage: Eukaryota; Viridiplantae; Streptophyta; Magnoliopsida; Cucurbitales; Cucurbitaceae. Bases 161 to 1507 code for a protein of 448 amino acids. The record is from RefSeq and is a predicted model, not a curated record.